AACAUGUAUCAAAAAUUCACAUUAAUACUCUUCAUAUCACACAGCACACACACAUAUAAAACUCUUGACCUUUGUCUAAUAACAACUUUGGAGUAAGCAUAAAUUAAAAUUUCCUGAUUCUGUUUUUAUGGCUGAGGAGUUUCAAGCGACGGCAGCAAUUUGCGGCAGCGGAGGCGGCGCGUGGUGGAACUCGCCAAGGAGCGUUAUGUCCCCUUCGGAUCAUCUCUUGUCGCCUUGUUUCGGACAGCGAGAGGCUGAUUCCGACAGUGGAGGAAGCACCGUGAGUAUUGACUCGACGUUGCAAAUGAUGGGUCUAGGGUUUUCCUCAAACUCUUCUUCAGACUGGAACCAAACCGUUUUACAAGAAGACUUAAACUCAAGCUUCAGAAGCUCACAAGAUCACUAUCAUGGCCAAGGAUUCUUAUCUACAACUAGUUCACCUUAUCUUCUUAAUCCAGCUUGUUCUUCAUCUUCGUCACCUUCUCCUCCUUCCUCGAGCUUGUUACAAACCUUUUACGAUCCGGAACCGAGUCAGUACAGGUUCCUUUCUACCACUAGCUGUUCAAUCAACAAUCCUCAGCUCUCUUGGGCUAGUAGUAAGACAAGUCCUCAUCAUCAAGCUGCUUAUGGAAUAAUUAACAACUUCUCUAACAGCACAAACUCUCGACCCUUUUGGAGUUCUUCAUCAACCACUAACUUAAACAACACGCCGCAUAACAGUUUUGUAACCACUUCGCAGAUAAUACCUACUCGUCUUGAGGACAAAACUAAGAAUCAGAAGACUAAAGGCCAGAGCGAGUCUUUGAAGAGAGCAAAGGAUAAUGAUUCCGCGUCGAAGAAACAGAGAAUUAGCACGCCUUCACCAUUGCCAACUUUUAAGGUGAGAAAAGAGAAUCUAAGGGACCAGAUUACUUCAUUACAACAGCUAGUUUCACCUUUCGGAAAGACAGAUACUGCAUCUGUUCUCCAAGAAUCCAUAGAGUACAUCAAGUUCCUUCAUGAUCAAGUCACUGUUCUAAGCACUCCAUACAUGAAACAAGGUGCUUCCGUCCAACAACAACAUCAGAAAUCUGGUAAGAGUCAAGAUGGAAACGAGAAUCUAGAACUAAGAGCACACGGUCUGUGUCUCGUUCCCAUAUCAAGCACUUUUCCGGUGGCUAAUGAAACAACCGCCGACUUCUGGACACCAACGUUUGGGGGCAACAGUUUCAGGUAUAGUAGAUGAACGUAUAUUAAACGGUUCUUUAUUAGCAUCAAGAUACUCAUUAAUAUUGGUUAAAAUAAUAAUUAUAAAGAAGGAAAAUAAAAUUCGUACGUCAUGAUCAAAGAUUGAAUUAUUACUUGGAAAAAAGUAGAGAUAGUAGAAAAAAGAUGACUCUUCAAAGGUAGGCAGAGGCAACAAUGGUGUUGGAGGGGACCAACUACAAAAGAAAGAAUGAUUUACGACUUAGAAAUAUAGGUUUACCCAUUAUACAUUUUUUUCCUAUUAUACAUUAAUAGACUCUAUGUUAGAAAAAAAGAUAUAUAACUAACAAAGCUGAAUUUGUUUUUU
Messenger RNA from Brassica oleracea var. oleracea, 1552 nucleotides. Its product is annotated as transcription factor bHLH112-like. Lineage: Eukaryota; Viridiplantae; Streptophyta; Magnoliopsida; Brassicales; Brassicaceae. The transcript is spliced from 7 exons. The coding region runs from base 128 to 1225 and encodes 365 amino acids. Gene Ontology annotation, molecular function: DNA-binding transcription factor activity, RNA polymerase II-specific; protein dimerization activity; RNA polymerase II cis-regulatory region sequence-specific DNA binding. The record is from RefSeq and is a predicted model, not a curated record. Gene Ontology annotation, cellular component: nucleus. Gene Ontology annotation, biological process: regulation of transcription by RNA polymerase II.